This is a messenger RNA of Elgaria multicarinata webbii, 2052 nucleotides long. It is a transcript of the gene EPS8L1, whose product is annotated as EPS8 signaling adaptor L1. The coding region runs from base 25 to 2052 and encodes 675 amino acids. Gene Ontology annotation, cellular component: ruffle membrane; vesicle; plasma membrane. Gene Ontology annotation, biological process: regulation of Rho protein signal transduction; positive regulation of ruffle assembly; Rho protein signal transduction. The record is from RefSeq and is a predicted model, not a curated record. Lineage: Eukaryota; Metazoa; Chordata; Lepidosauria; Squamata; Anguidae. The transcript is spliced from 20 exons. Gene Ontology annotation, molecular function: actin binding.
AUCUCAGAUAAGGCCGCUAACAUCAUGAGUGACACAGGAAGCCUAAUCAGUGACGUCCACAAGCCCAGUGCCAGAACCAUCUAUGAACAAAGGAAGAAGUAUUCCAACGUCAUCAUGGCGGAUGUCUCCCAGUAUGCUGUCCAUCACCUGGUGACCUUCUCCAUUGGGGAAGAGGACGACUUGGCAUCUGUGGAGGAUGCUACCAGGAAACUGUCCAUCAUGGAUGCCCAAGGGAAGAUCUGGGUUCAGGAGAUGUUGCUUCAGGUCAAUGGAUCGGCCGUCAAGCUCUUCGACGUAGAGUCAAAGGAGGAGCUGGAGAACUACGGAUUGGCAUCUGUGGAGCGUUGCGAGGCUGUCAAACCCGAGUCCCGGACCCGGUCCUUGCUUCUGCUUGUGUGCCAGGAACCCCACCAGCUCAAACCAGACGUCCACUUCUUUGAGUGUGACCACAUUGGGGCAGAACUCAUCCGGCAGGACAUCAACAGCGCUCUGUUGGACUUCAAGUCAGGGGGGAAUGCACAGCGGAAGGAAGCGCUCAGAGCUACCCAGAACUGGCUUGGCAGCCAGGAAAACAACCUGGACAAGUCCCUCCCUGCACCUCCUCGCCAGGUGCCUUCCAGGACCAAGGUCAUUGCACCAGAGCAAACAGAGGACGACAUCUUGGCCAUUGAGAAUAAACUGACCUUUGUCCGUGCGGAGCGUGAUGUGGAGCUGUUGAACAGGGUUUUCGACGAUGUAGAAGCCUUUGUGGGGAAGCUGCAGAAGUCUGCUGAAGCUUUCCGCGUGCUGGAUCAACGCAAGCACUCCGCGAGGGGACGUCGCCGUCAGCCAGGCGAGGGGCUCCUGACCAUCCGAGCUCGGCCCCCUACCCAAGAGGAGUUUGAAGACACUCUGGCCAAGAUUAAAUAUUCCUUCAGCCUUCUGGCAAGACUGAAGAAUAACAUCACAAAACCUUCCUCGGAGGAGCUGAUACAUUUCCUCUUCAGUCCCUUGAAGAUGAUUGUGGAGACUUCUGGGGGACCAGCAUUUGCUUCCGAGUUGCGCAAUCCCCUGCUGACCCUGGAGGCAGUCACCCUGAUGCGAGGUUGCUUGGAGGAAGAGGAUGCCAAGCUGUGGUAUUCACUGGGCGAAAACUGGACCAGGCCAAGAGUGGACUUCCCCAGGGACUAUGCAACUCCUUACACCCCAGCGUUCCGGAGUGGCUGGCAGCCACCACGCCUGGACCCUUCUGGGCAGCCUUGGGAAGACCCAGUGGAGAUGCAACACCGACACGAACAACGUCGCGCCCAGCAAUCAGCUCCUACAAUUGCAGCCAAUGGACACAGACACCCACAGAGCAAGUCAAUGAUCUGCACGCAUGAAUUCUUAGCCAGAAACAGCAAUGAAUUAUCAGUCCUUCAAGGGGACAUGUUGGAGGUUCUGGAUGACAGCAAAAAAUGGUGGAAAGUUCAAAACCGCUACGGUCAAAUUGGCUAUGUCCCUUAUAAUAUUCUUACCCCUGUUCUCAUUGGAGAUGAUUCCAGCACCCAGAACAACAAGACAACUGUGCAGAUCAAUGGAACCAGUCCUAUGAUAACCAAGAAAACUCCACCCCAGCCGCCACCAAAGGCCAAAGUUCUGUACUCAAAUGGCAAAAAAUGGAACAGCACUGAGGGGCUUGACCUGAGUGAGCGAGACCGCUUCAGCACUGUCAACGAGGAGCUCGCCCUGAGGUUGGCCAAUGGGUCAAAUGGCCGUACCAAGACCCUUCAUAUCCAGCGUGCUCCAGACACCACCGUGCCUUUAGAAUACGAUUCAGAUACUGCUCAAGUCCGGACGUGGCUAGAGGCCAAAGGGUUCAGCCCAUUGACUGUAAAUGCAUUUGGAGUUCUGAAUGGAGCUCAGCUGUUCUCCCUGCAGAAGGAUGAGUUCAAAGCUGUCAGCUCGGAGGAAGGAGCUCGGGUCUACAGCCAGGUCACCGUCCAGAGAGCCCUCUUGGAGGAUUCUAGAAAAACAUCAGAGCUAGAAGCUGUGAUGGAGAAACGAAAAAGGAAAGUGGAAGGUUUGCCCUGA